AUGUUAGCAAACUCUUCAGGACAAGGUUUUCAAAACAAAAAUAGAGUUGCAAUCUUAGCAGAGCUGGACAAAGAAAAAAGAAAAUUACUUAUGCAGAACCAAUCUUCAACAAAUCAUCCAGGAGCUAGCAUCGCGCUCUCCAGGCCCUCUCUGAACAAGGACUUCCGGGAUCAUGCCGAGCAGCAGCAUAUUGCAGCCCAGCAGAAGGCAGCUUUGCAGCAUGCUCACGCACAUUCAUCUGGAUACUUCAUAACUCAGGACUCUGCAUUUGGGAAUCUUAUUCUCCCCGUUUUACCACGCCUUGACCCAGAAUGAAGAAAAUAUCUGUGAUGAAAGUGACUGUAGUUCCAAAGGCCAAAGCUACUCAUUCACUGCUGUACAAACUGACUUUCAGAAUUCUGGUGAAUGUACAUAUUUUUUGCUUCCUUAAGAAAGGAGAAAGUAAGUGAAAGCGAGGAGAAGAGGAGCAGGAUGACUGACACGUGGAAGCUGU
This is a messenger RNA of Octodon degus (degu), 493 nucleotides long. RefSeq names its product SOSS complex subunit C. Gene Ontology annotation, cellular component: nucleus; SOSS complex; nucleoplasm. The record is from RefSeq and is a predicted model, not a curated record. The transcript has a single exon. NCBI's taxonomy places the organism in Eukaryota, Metazoa, Chordata, Mammalia, Rodentia, Octodontidae. The coding region runs from base 1 to 315 and encodes 104 amino acids. Gene Ontology annotation, biological process: DNA repair.